Molecule: messenger RNA, 1265 nt
Organism: Symbiodinium sp. CCMP2592
Lineage: Eukaryota; Dinophyceae; Suessiales; Symbiodiniaceae
Source: the annotation of a GenBank genome assembly
AUGAAGCGCCGGCGUUUGCUAUAUAAGCAGCCUCUUCCUGCCGCGCCGUCGAGUGAUGAGCUUGGGCAGGUGAGAACGCUUGUGAGAGACAAGUGGGUUGCCUCCUACCUUGCCGAGCAUGGACGUGGGGGUCAGGAUGCACGUGCUGCGGCCAAACGAGAGUUCACCUCAGCCGCCAACAAGCGUCAGAUGCUGAGUUCCAUGCUGGAGUCUGGGCAGGUACCACCCCGGCUUCAUGCAGCAGCCACCCGUCUAAUCAUGGCUUGGACAUCUGAUACGCCCCUCCGUGGCCCACAUGAGGUGGAGGAGGAUGUCAUGAGUUCGUACCGUGGCAGUGGGACUAUGUUUCGGUAUUCAGGGUCGUGGAGCCGUGUGGACGAUGCCGCAAUGUCGGCGGUGCUGGUUGCGAAGGGUCACAAUGGCAUUUCUGAGGUAUGCAGUCGCCUCAAGUGUCACCCCUAUGUGCAAGGAUUGUGGGACGAGUUCUCGGCCUUCAGGCAGCAGCUGGUGUCAAGCACACCUAUCACGCGCUGGACUGCAGCCAUGGAGCUACAUGUGGAAGCUUCGCUUGCGGCCAACCCUCCCAUUCCAUUGGUACACAUACAUUUUAUGUUUGAUGCCAUUGGCAAGACCAUCUCAUUUCGAAAUGAGCCUGGAUUGAAGUUUCGCAACUCGCAGCCGUACAGGUCGCUUUCAGGUGCCAUACUCCAUGCCACAAAUGCACCACCGUUCAAGUCCUAUGCAGUGUCUCCAGAAUGGAUCACAAGCAUGUGGCAAGGGGAUAAAUUGUCUCCGGAAUCGGUCCAGAUGACCCAGCAGAGCAACUUGCAGGAACGCCAGGCUGCAGCACAGGCAGCCUUGCUCCGCAUGCAUCGUCCUCGGGUGUAUCUGGAACCAGUGGAACAAGAGUUCUUGCCUCAAUUCCAGGUGGAUGCUUUCAGACGACGCUUCUUGGUGCUGGACGGACCCACGAAGCUCGGCAAGACGACCUCCAGCCUUGCAGGACCCGAACACACUCUGGAGUUGAAUUGUGCAUCGUCCAUGGAACCCAAUUUGCGGGACUUCAACAAUGAUGUUCAUCGCGCGAUCGUGUUUGAUGAGGCAUCUUGUGCCAUGGUUCUCCGGCACAAGAAGCUUUUCCAGGGUGGUGUGCAACCACUGGAACUGGCCAGCUCCAACACGAAUUGCUACUCUUACAAGGGUUGGGUCUAUGGCACGAUGAUGAUCGUCACAAGCAACACCUGGACUGCAGAGUUGCAUGAGCU